Messenger RNA from Colletotrichum scovillei, 1118 nucleotides. RefSeq names its product methyltransferase domain-containing protein. Gene Ontology annotation, molecular function: methyltransferase activity. The coding region runs from base 18 to 1118 and encodes 366 amino acids. The record is from RefSeq and is a predicted model, not a curated record. The transcript is spliced from 10 exons. Lineage: Eukaryota; Fungi; Ascomycota; Sordariomycetes; Glomerellales; Glomerellaceae.
GACACUAAACUCCUAGAAUGACAGCUUCAACUCCCACUUCUCCUUCGCCAGUUUUGGCUCCCAGGUCGAACUCAUCUUCGCCAAGAAGGAACGAAGUUUCCGGAAAUGACCAUGUCGCUGCGCAAACCGAAAACAACCAGAUCGAAGUUGACGAUACGGCUAGUCUCAACGAGACAGUAUCAUCCAUUGACGAUCGGAUUUCGACUUACACAGCGUCUCUAUCAUCUAGUGUGGUGGACUAUCCUACCGAGAACGGUCGGCGUUACCACGCGUUUCGAGCGGGCACGUACCUUGGACCUAACGACGAAAGCGAGAUGGACAGACUAGACUUGAAUCACAUGUUGAUCAUGAAGACAAUUGGUCGAAAACUCUUUCUGGCCCCGAUUCCGCCUCAGAGUAUCCAUAGAAUACUUGACAUCGGCACCGGCACGGGAAUCUGGGCUAUCGAAGCAGCAGAUGUGUUUCAAAACGCAGAGAUUCUGGGAAUCGAUCUGAGUGCAAUCCAACCUUCAUGGGUGCCGCCCAAUGUGAAAUUUGAGAUUGACGACGUUGAGAGUCCUUGGGUCAACGAACACAAAUUCGACUUCAUCUUCUGUCGUUACAUGGCGGGCUCCAUCGCAGACUGGGAAAAGCUUAUUAAGAACACCUUUGACAACUUGGCGCCCGGAGGCUGGGUCGAAUUCCAGGACUACGACAUUUCCAUCGUCUCGGAUGACGGCACGUUGACCGAAAAGCACCACACUUCGAAGUGGAUGAGUCUGCUCAUCGAAGCAUGUGUCAGUGUUGGGCGUGAUCCUCGCCCUGGACCCAAUAUUGAAGGUUGGGUCAAAGACGUUGGGUUUGUCGAUGUGGUCCAUCAGAGAUUCAAGAUGCCUAUCGGGCCUUGGCCAAAGGACCCGCACCACAAGGAUGUCGGUAUGACGAACUUGAUCCAGCUUCUGGAUGGACUGGAAGGCUUCAGUCUGCGGGCCUUCUGCGGCAUACUUGGCUGGACGAAGGAGGAAGUCUUGGUGCUUCUUGCUCAAGUGCGCACUGAGCUGAAGUCUGGGAGUUUUCAUGCUCGUAGUGCAAUUCAUGUGGUCUACGCACAAAAGCCGGAGGAUAAAACGGAGGACUAA